Messenger RNA from Pterocles gutturalis (yellow-throated sandgrouse), 1222 nucleotides. RefSeq names its product RAD51 paralog C (gene RAD51C). Gene Ontology annotation, molecular function: four-way junction DNA binding; ATP binding; crossover junction DNA endonuclease activity. The transcript has 8 exons. Lineage: Eukaryota; Metazoa; Chordata; Aves; Pterocliformes; Pteroclidae. Bases 1 to 1005 code for a protein of 334 amino acids. Gene Ontology annotation, biological process: meiotic DNA recombinase assembly; reciprocal meiotic recombination; DNA repair. The record is from RefSeq and is a predicted model, not a curated record. Gene Ontology annotation, cellular component: replication fork; Rad51B-Rad51C-Rad51D-XRCC2 complex; Rad51C-XRCC3 complex.
AUGACUUUGACACUUCUAGAAAUUGGAAUCUCCAAAGAAGAGGCACUGGAAGUGUUACAGGUUGUGAGGAAGGAAUGUCACAGCGAUGCAGCAAGGACUGCUGGGGGAUCAGCUGCCACCAGAAAGUGCACGGCCCUGGAACUGCUGGAAGAGGAGCAAGCCCAGGGCUUCAUCAUCACCUUUUGUUCAGCACUAGACAAUAUUCUGGGAGGUGGUGUGCAACUAACAAAAAUCACUGAGAUCUGUGGAGCACCUGGUGUUGGGAAAACACAGCUAUGUAUGCAGUUGGCAGUAGACGUACAGAUCCCCGAAUGCUUCGGGGGCGUAGCUGGAGAAGCCGUGUUCAUUGACACUGAAGGAAGUUUUAUGGUAGACAGACUAGUGGAUAUUGCCACUGCCUGUGUGCAGCACUGCCAGCUCAUUGCUGAAGCUCAUCAGGAGGAAGAUCAUCUAAAAGCUUUGGAGACUUUCUCUCUUGAAAGUAUCCUUUCUCACAUAUAUUACUUCCGUUGCCGUGACUACAUAGAGCUUCUUGCACAGGUCUACCUUCUCCCAGACUUUCUUUCAGAGCAUUCAAAGGUCCGACUGGUAGUAGUUGAUGGAAUUGCAUUUCCUUUUCGCCAUGACUUUGAGGACCUCUCCCUGCGAACAAGACUUUUGAAUGGUCUGGCACAACAGCUGAUCAUCAUAGCAAAUGAUCAUAAAUCAGCGGUAGUUCUGACAAACCAAAUGACAACGAGGAUUGGACAAAACCAGUCCAUAUUGGUACCUGCCUUAGGAGAAAGCUGGGGACAUGCUGCUACUGUCCGUUUAAUCUUUCACUGGGACAACAGUCAAAGGUUGGCAACAUUGUACAAAUCACCGAGUCAGAAGGAGUCAACCAUACCAUAUUGCAUUACAUCUCAUGGCUUCCGAGAUGUGCAGCCUCCAGCUGUCACUCAAAAUGCAGAAGGUACUGAAAUGAACCCUCGCAAACGGCCACGUAGAGAAGAGGAAAAGUUAUAGCAAUUCAGAAGUUGAAUGUUAAAAAAUGUGUAUUACAGGAGAACGGUUACAUAGUGAACAUGCAACCAGAGGUAGCCUGGGAGACUCUUAACUUAAAUUCCUGCUCAACAUUAUUUUAACAUUAAGACUGCUAUAUGCAAAUUUCAGUGGCAGGAAAUUCCUUUGUUUGUAUGGCAUAAUUUUAUUUUUAUAAUAAAAAUCUAUGUUUUCUAUAACA